AUGUGCCGAGCCAUCUACGGCGUACGUAAUUGUUGGAGUUACGCCUGUACUCCUGUUUCCCGCCUAAGGGAGGAUUUGGCGGAAGACGUGGUCGUCGCUCUGUCCCGCCUCGUAGGAGGCGUUACGCCAACCACGGUCGUCCUGUGUUGUCCGCCUUCAGCUGCUUGUCCAGGAGAGCUAAGGGCUCCUUUCUCUUCCUCCUUCUCCUCCUCCUCCCCCCACUCGCCCUCCGCCUUCUCCAUCUCUCCAACUUCUUCUUCCUCUUCCUCCUCCCCCUACUCCUACUCCUCCAUCUCUCCAACAACUUCUUUUUCGUCUUCCUCCUCCUCCUCCUCCUCCUCCUCCUCCAUCUCUCCAACUUCUUCUUCCUCCUCCUCCGCUCCAUCUCUCCAACUUUCUCCUCCCUCCUCCCUCUUCCUCCUCCUCCAUCUCUCCAACUUCCUCCUCCCUCCCUCCCUCUUCCUCCUCCUCCUCUAUCUCUCCAACUUCCUUCUCCUCCCUCCAUCUUCCUCCUCCUCCAUCUCUUCAACUUCCUCACCCCUUUCCUCUUCUCCUAUCUCUCAAGCUCCCUUCCUCCCCCUACUCCUCCAUCUCAUCUUCUCAAGCUCCUCCUCCCCCUAUCUCUCAACUUCUCUCUCCCUCCCCCAACUCUUUUCCAUCUCUCCACUCUCUUCCUCUCCUCUCUCCUCCUCCCCCACUCUUCCUCUUCUCCUCUUCUCCGCCAUCUCUCCAACUUCUUCCUCCCCUCCCUCCCCCACUAUCAACUCCAUCUCUCCAACUUCUUCGUCUUCUCCUUCCCAUCAUUCUCCAACCAUUCUCUCUCCCCUCUUUCCUUCUCCUUCCUUCCUUCCAUUCUCUUCAACUUCUUCCUCCCCCUACUCCUCCAUCUCUCCAACUAAUUCUUCGACUUCCCCCUGCUCCUCCUCCCUCUACCCCUACAUCUCUCCAACUUCCUCCUCCUCCUCCCUCUCUCCCUCUUCCUCUUCCUCCUACCCCAUCUCUCCAUCUUCCUACUCCCUCCCUUUCCUCCUCCUCCUCCUCCUCCAAAUCCAAACAGCGGUUUAG
Messenger RNA from Macrobrachium nipponense, 1065 nucleotides. RefSeq lists its product as uncharacterized. Bases 1 to 1065 code for a protein of 354 amino acids. The transcript has 2 exons. The record is from RefSeq and is a predicted model, not a curated record. Lineage: Eukaryota; Metazoa; Arthropoda; Malacostraca; Decapoda; Palaemonidae.